UGGUAUGAUUUCUUGAUUUUGGGUUUUUGUUAAUGGCUUUUGCUAUGAUUCUGGAUGUAUAAACAUAAUCUUUUUAUUAACGUGGGUUGAAAACCUGUUUCAAAUUGAUCAUCUUUCUAUCAGAAAUAUUCUCGUCUGGUUAAUAUGAUGGAAGGUUCUCCAAAUGGCUACCACCGUCCGCAACCUCAUCACCGCCACCACAAUCUUAAUCGCGGAUUGUUGUUCAGGGUUCCACGACAUAAUUACAAUGCCCAACAAGCACAAAGAAAUCUUGGUCAGCAUUCCUCAGCAUCAGCUUCUCAUGGCAAGACUAAUCCUAUCAAGUUUGGUCAUAAAUCUGAAUCACGUUCAGGAUACACAGAAAGGAAGGACAAGGCUUCACGGAAGCAGGAACGAAUCAGAUCAAAUAGAUUGGUGAUAGAUGUUGUGUCUGGUGAUUCGAUGAAGAUGAUAUGUCGAUUAUGCUCCGCUUCUACUAGCGAUAACUCAGUUGUUGCAGUUCUUGUCUGUGGUCAUUUUUAUCAUGCAGACUGUUUGGAAACAAGAACUUCUCAAGCAGAUAGAAGGGAUCCUCCAUGCCCAUUAUGUGUGAAUUCACAUAGUGCCAAUUGAUCCGUUAGAUACUCGUAAGUUAUUGUACAUAGUGCUGAAUGUGCCUGUACUUCAGUUUGUAGAUGGCUAGUCUCAAGGAUUCCUUACCUUGUGUAUUGUUAAGUACCCAUAUGCUUUUUUGUGCAGCACUUGUACAUUGACUCUUGUUUGCUGCAAAAGAAUCUAGUCUUUAG
This is a messenger RNA of Helianthus annuus (common sunflower), 785 nucleotides long. RefSeq lists its product as uncharacterized. Gene Ontology annotation, molecular function: metal ion binding. Lineage: Eukaryota; Viridiplantae; Streptophyta; Magnoliopsida; Asterales; Asteraceae. The record is from RefSeq and is a predicted model, not a curated record. The transcript has 2 exons. The coding region runs from base 145 to 612 and encodes 155 amino acids.